Molecule: messenger RNA, 465 nt
Organism: Bactrocera tryoni
Lineage: Eukaryota; Metazoa; Arthropoda; Insecta; Diptera; Tephritidae
Exons: 4
Coding region: 124-465 (113 amino acids)
Source: RefSeq, a predicted model, not a curated record
ACUGGGGCGGCUGGAGGCAGGGGCUGUAAAUUAUCCGAGUUGGAUACCCUGGUCUUAGAAGUGAUUGGGAAGGAGUCACCAACCUGCGAUGGUAUUCGGCCCCAAGAGAAUGAUGGUGAGGAUAUGUCAUUGCAAGAUUUGAUUGGCAUCACAUUAAAUGAAAGCAAUGACAGUAACUCACCGUUGGUAAUUACGGAAGUGACAGCUACCAAGAAGGAAGAAAAGCCAGUGCCUAUACCUGAGAGCUCCCGAAAAAGAAAGCGAUGUAUGGAAGAUGGUUCUUCCGCCCACGGGGAAGCAGAAAUUAAAAAAUUGAAGAUGGAUGAAAAGGUGGAGUGCCAGAUCGAAAACUUGAAGCUGCAGAAUAAAAAUUUUUACUUGAAAAAUAAAGCUCUUCAGAUUAAAAUUAUGGAGCAAAAAUGUAUGCGCCAUUUCUGGCAACUGGAGCAUCAUUUGUCUCACUAG